Medicago truncatula (barrel medic) is the source of this 660-nucleotide messenger RNA. Its product is annotated as G2/mitotic-specific cyclin-2. The coding region runs from base 1 to 660 and encodes 219 amino acids. The transcript has 6 exons. The record is from RefSeq and is a predicted model, not a curated record. NCBI's taxonomy places the organism in Eukaryota, Viridiplantae, Streptophyta, Magnoliopsida, Fabales, Fabaceae.
AUGGUUGAAACGCUGAAGUCUAUAACGGGAACGAAAGGCCAUAGGGGACGAAUGUUCCAUCUCUUGGAGAGAAUGUGGCAAAUGAUCUCAUCUGGGAGAGAUAAGAGAAAGCAGAAGGCAGAAAGAGGCGGCCAUCAAGUUAUUGGAGAUAGCGGUAAUCUUGAGGGGAACCAGAUUUCACGACCCAUCACAAGGUUUGAAAUGAAUGGUCCUCUUCGUUUGCAGAACCUGGUACCAGAAUUAGAAGUGCCAGCUAAUUAUGACGAAGGCGUUAUUUCUCGCCAACUCUUAUUUGAGCCCAAGGAUCAGACUGUUAACAUGGGUGCAGAUGAUACUAUUAAUAAUAUGGCAAAAGCUGAAUAUCUUGAUAACCUGUUCGCCGGAUCUUUGACAUUUGAGCCAGAGAAUCAUGAUGUUGACAUGGAAACAGAAGAUGCUAUUAAUAAUUUGAAUGUGGACUGGUUGGUUAAAGUACAUUAUCGUCUUGAAUUGCAGACAGAGGCACUCUUUCUUACUAUUAACAUAAUUGAUAGAUACCUCUCCUUGACUACAACACGAACAGUUAUGACACCAGCAGCUGGACCUGUGAUUCAUACCUUUACAAUUGGCUCCCCAGUGACUACCAAUUCAAGAGAUCCAUCAGCCGCCCCAACCAGGUAA